AUGAAUCUGAAAUUAUACAUUCUAAUAUGUGUCACAGUUUCAGGAAUUUUAGGAACUCCGCUAGAUGAUUAUGUUAACAGACCAGAUUCAACUUAUAAAUAUUUUGAAAUAACUCAUUAUGUUCACGAAGAUCAUACUUUGUAUAUACUCAAUAUGACGUCACAGACAUGGUUGACAGCUGAGAUAUCAACACAACCUAUCUGGUGGCAUUAUUUAACAGUUACCAUUCCACACAAAAUCAGAUAUCCUGAUGCUGCAUUUAUGUUUAUUGAAGGUGGAUCUAACCACAAUGGACCACCUACCGGGACUGAUAAUUUCGUUGCACUAACAACAGCGAUGGCAGUUAGUACUGGAACUAUAGGUGCAGAUUUAAAGAUGAUUCCAAAUCAACCAAUUAUGUUCAAGGCUGAUCCAACUAAAAAACAGAGAACUGAAGAUGCUAUUAUUGCCUGGACAUGGAAAACAUUUGUAGAAACAAAUGGGUCGAAUCCUGAUCUAUUACUUCGAAUGCCAAUGACCAAGGCUUCAGUUCGUGCUUUAGAUACCAUAGCUGAUUUUGCUAUGGAUAAAGUUGGUAAUAAAGUAGAUAAAUUCUUUAUAGCUGGGGCUUCAAAGAGAGGAUGGACAACAUGGACAACUGCAGCAGUAGAUAAUAGGGUUGUUGCAAUGGCACCAAUUGUCAUGGAUUUAUUACAUAUGGUGAAGAAUCUUCAUCAUCACUACCGUGCUUAUGGUGGCUGGACUUUUGCUUUUAAAGAUUAUUACAGUCUGAAUUUUACACAAGAUUUAGACAGUCCGUGGACACAAGCUAUGGCUGAUAUUAUUGACCCAAUUAGUUACAAUGAUAGAUAUGCUAACAUACCUAAACUUGUUGUUUCUACUGGAGGUGAUGAAUUCUUCUUGCCAGACGACUCACAUUUUUAUUUUAAGGAAUUAAUGGGACCUAAAUACCUUAGAAUUUUACCAAAUGCAGAACAUUCUUGUGCUGGUCAUGAGAUUAGUUUAUUGUUUACAAUGAGAGCUUUCUAUUUAUCUGUGAUAACAAAAACACCUUUACCACAACUAACAUGGGUGAGGGAAGAGACACCAUCGGGUGGUAGAAUUACAGUGACUUGUAAUCAGAAACCUAAAACAGUCAAUGUGUUUUAUGCCAGAACUCUAGACGGGAAUAGACGUGACUUUAGAUUAUUAGUUGGUACCCCAGGUGACCCUUCUAAACCCAUGCCACAUCCCGUAGUUUGGUUGAGAGAUGAUGUACAAGAUAUGGGUAACAAUGUAUACAGAGCUGAACUAACAAAACCUGAAAUAGGCUGGACAGCAUUCUUUAUACAGUUAACAUUCCAAGGUUUCGCUGACUCAGAUUUAGAAUUUACCACAGAGACUCAAAUCAUUCCAGAUAUAUUCCCAUUUCCAGAUUGUACUGGGCAAGAGUGUAAAGGAACUUUAGUCUAA
Messenger RNA from Lottia gigantea (owl limpet), 1452 nucleotides. RefSeq lists its product as hypothetical. Lineage: Eukaryota; Metazoa; Mollusca; Gastropoda; Lottiidae. The transcript is spliced from 14 exons. The record is from RefSeq and is a predicted model, not a curated record. Bases 1 to 1452 code for a protein of 483 amino acids.